Molecule: messenger RNA, 1506 nt
Organism: Coregonus clupeaformis (lake whitefish)
Lineage: Eukaryota; Metazoa; Chordata; Actinopteri; Salmoniformes; Salmonidae
Product: F-box only protein 15-like
Exons: 2
Coding region: 1-1506 (501 amino acids)
Molecular function (GO): protein binding
Source: RefSeq, a predicted model, not a curated record
AUGCCCACAAAAUCCCCGGGCUCGAGCACUCAAAGAUGCUUGGCUACCAACAAUGCAAAACGAGUGCCACGGACACAGAAAAAGGCCACUGUACCCAGCCAUCAAGUACCAAGCAGGGUACCAACAAAGAGACUCACCUCUCCGCUACCAAGGUCUACUAGACAUGCUGCAAGGCCAGCUGGCUGCACUCAGAACCACAUAGAGCAACUCCCACCUGAGAUCCUAAUGAAGAUCCUGUGGAACCUGGAUGCCUCUUCUCUCUACUGCAUUAGCUACGUCAACAAGCUUUUCUAUAAGCUGGCCAAAAACAAUGGAAUGUGGCGUAAAAAGUACUCUGCAAAAUAUGGGGAGAGUAAGAAGUUGAAGGCCAUGCACAUGGACGAGGUGGUGGAGAAGCUGAGUGUGAUGAAGGUUCAGGAGAGACCAGAGGGCUACUGGAGAAGGCUGUACUUCAGGACCAUAGCUGGAAACAACCACACCAAGUGGUUGAAGGAGCUGGGAACCAUCAACCCCUACACAGGCCUUCCCAGCCACACAGAGAGAGUCCUCAGAGAGCAGCGUGUGGCCUGGGAGAUCACAGUGUGUGACAAGUCGGGCUGUGAGGGGACUUUUGAGCAGAGCCACACCUACUACAGUGACUCGUCAGUGACGGUGUGCUGGAGCAACGGUUCAUGGCCCGCCUUCCACCAACUCUCUACCGUACAGCUUCACGGUGUCAAGAGAGUUCCCCUCAAAUGUCCCAGCGCCAUCAAGCCAGGCUGGUGGUCUCUGAUGGCUCAGUUGGAUAUUGACACCAUCUCUAAGAGCAGCCAGGUGAUUGGUGGAGACAGACUGGUCAUGUUGCUGCUGCUGUCGCCUGGCAUCGUCAUCGGCAUCUGGAGGGGCCAGUCGUCCAUAGCCUUUGUGAUGGCCACCUUCCACUACCACAGGCUGGUGGAGAGGAGUCUCCUGGGCUCGUCUGUUUGCCCCUACACCAUUCCAGAGAACAUGCCUCCUUUCGACGACGUGGACCCGAACUACGGUCUACAUGGUUACACGCUACACAUUACCCUCCACAACACCGUGACGGAGAUCAUGUUUGGCCACUUCCCUGAACUCUUCUGUCGGAAAGGUCAGAUCCAUGAAGGCUUCAUCCAGCUGAAUGCCAUCAUCAGGAGUAAGCAGUCCCAGCACACCCCUCUCUCUGCUAGGGUCAGCCUGCCCUGGAGGUCUGAUGCUCUGGAGGGGACUGUGAAGAAUUGCUGCAUGAUGAGCCUGACCCUGCUGGAUGAAUCCCAGAUGCCCUUCUGGUGUGUCAGCAUGCCCGUCUCCAUGGUGCUGGCCAAUGAGGAGCCUUUCUCCUAUGACUACCAGGGCCAGCACUUCCUGAUCAAGUACCAGGAUGCAGAGGGCAAGGUACAGAUGGAUGUGGUGCGGCUGGAGGAACAGAGACAGUUCUUACUUAUUAAUCUGAUGAUCUACAUCAGCACAGUCAAAGUCAACCAGCACUUUGGGAGAGCCUACUAA